Messenger RNA from Macroventuria anomochaeta, 2344 nucleotides. Its product is annotated as UMP1-domain-containing protein. Bases 248 to 1849 code for a protein of 533 amino acids. The transcript is spliced from 6 exons. Lineage: Eukaryota; Fungi; Ascomycota; Dothideomycetes; Pleosporales; Didymellaceae. The record is from RefSeq and is a predicted model, not a curated record. Gene Ontology annotation, cellular component: membrane. Gene Ontology annotation, biological process: proteasome assembly.
GUUACCGCCGAGGGCAGAUGUGUAGAUUAAGAGCGUAGGCGGCUCAAAGAAGGAAAUUCGCAAUGCCGUUUCGCAGCAUUUUAUGCAAUUGAAGUACCAAAAAUCCGGAAGGAUUCGAGUGAAGGUUGGUGCCAAGGAGGCGACGUUGUUAACAGUCGACGUUCGGUUGGUCUGACACCUGUGACGCAACUUCAACCCCACGAGUUCCAAAACACCACCGAGCGGUCCGCACAUCCCCGCAUUCACCAUGAAGCCUGUGAUUGCGGUCCCGUUGAUAGCUGCGCUUGUGUAUCGAGCCUGGUCCCAUAAGUCCCUUACACCUGUUGGCAUUGCGACAGCUUUCGCUACAGCAGUAGUGCACGCGAUACAUCCGUGGGGUGUCUUCUUUCUGUUGCUUACGACAUUCUUCCUUGCUGGCACUGCAGUAACAAAGGUCAAACAUGAUGUGAAAGCGAGGCUUACACAAUCAGCCAAUGGCUCAUCUGGUGGAGAGGGAGCGCGCAACCACAUUCAGGUCCUUGCGAACUCAGGCGUGGCUUCCGUCUUGAUCCUGCUGCAUCUCUGGCAGCUGAAGAAGGAGGGAAGAUACGAGAGCAGAGAUCUGUGUUUCCACAAGAAGAGCGAUGUUCUGGUGGUCGGCAUCGUUGCGAACUACGCCGCAGUAGCCGCAGAUACCUUCUCCUCCGAGCUUGGAAUCCUUUCCGUGGUCAAGCCCUUCCUCAUCACCGCACCGUGGCGCACCGUCCCUCCUGGUACAAAUGGUGGUGUGACGACCACAGGAUUGGCUGCUGGCGCGUACGGGUCACUUGGUAUUUCGCUAGUAGCGUUCUUCUUUCUGCCCUUCUGCAGAGAGUGGAGCUCUCAAGAAAGCAUGAGAUUUACCUUCGCGAUCACGUUUGCUGGUAUUGCUGGAACAUUACUCGACUCACUGCUUGGUGCUCUUUUCCAAGCUAGUGUUGUCGAUGUACAUUCCGGCAGAAUCAUCGAAGGUGAGGGCGGCAGGAAAGUCCUCGUCCAUCGCAAGAAUCAACUGCAUCUCAAGAAGGGCGCUGAUCUACGAAGCAAGGUCAUCAGCAACGAGCAGGGCAAAGACGGCAUUGCGAAGAGCAGUGGUGUUGAUCUUGACGAGUCCAUGCAGGCAACGAGAACGAUGCAAAAGGCAGGAGCCAAUGGGACCGCCGUUGCUGACGGACAGCAUGAGAGCCGCAAGGUUGAGGUGGGCAGUGAUCUGCUUGACAACAAUGCUGUCAACAUCAUCAUGGCGGCUUCGAUAAGCAUUGGAAGCAUGUUGAUAGCAUGCGUCGUCUGGGAUAUGCCCUUCAGCAGCAUUACCACCGUUAUAUUCGCCCAAGCCUUUGCCAUCAACAACCGAGCUACUGCAGUUCAGAUCAACAUGGCUCUCCGCUUCGUCCCACCCAAGGCUCACGCCACCUCCACCCAGCUCGAGACCUCCGCGCCCUCCGCUCCCGGUGUUCACGACAACCUCCGUUCCCGCCUUGCGCAAACAUCGACAGCACCUUCGUCAACGAAGUCCGUCGAACUCCAGUCCGCACAUCCUCUUGAGGCUCGCCUCGUUCAGUGGCGCGAGACACAGGACCGCAUGAAGAUGGAGAUGCUGAGGCGACAGUUCGGUAUCGCGGAGCCGGUGAGGAGGGGUAUGGAGCUCAAGAUUGCUUCGGCGGGCGAGUGGCGGCCAGCUGCGCUCGGUGGCUCGAGUGGAGUGCACAAGGAUAUUCUGGAGGGACGGGACUGCGAGAUUGGCUGGGAGGAUGUGUACACUGGUUCGGAGCUCCGCCAGAUCCCCGAUUUCCACACCGAGAUCGAGCAGAAGAUGAAGAUGAACUGGUAGAGAAGAGGCGGUUUGCCUGGCGUAGCAUUUGUGCUGCAGAACGGACGGGGCUUUGAGCAUGCAUAGCUUGUGUGAUAUCAUACCUUGUUUCUCAAGAUGGUCACAAUAUGCGGUCGACGGAAACGCACUGCGUUGGUCUGUAAUAUGGCUCGAACGAACGAACGAACGAACGAACGAAUGCAAUGACAAACAACAUACAAGACAGUAUUCUAUACUCUUACCUGCUGAUGGAGCCGCUCAGAAUUACACUGUAACCUGCGGAAUCAUGGUCCGGAUCAGUAGCCGGUUUCCGAGCAUGCAUAGAGGUUAUUGUACACAAGAGAACAUGGAUGACAGAGAAAGUGCGAACUUAUCACGUGUGGUUUCGAAGCACGACAUAGCACUCCCAAGACGGCCAAAGGUAUAUGUCUCAGCAGAUCCAUUGUCUCUUGACAUGUUCCGUUACACUGGACAUCAAUAAGACUUCGUUCCUAAGAUAGACAAACAGUAAUUGCU